CCCCAUCCUACCUCUUCCCUUCUCUCUCUAGGCAUUAUUCCUCUGAUUUCUUUAACUGCGCCUCUCUCUCACACACACUUUUUAUUCUCCUACCUGGGAGGUUUGGACACUGCCAAUCCCAUCUUUCUCUCCAUCAUCACCAUCCCUGUCUUUAUAGUACUACACUAAUAGUAGGGUAGCAUCAUCUUCUCUCUCUAGCUCCUAUACAUGUAACCUCUCCCUCUUCACACACGCUCAAACGCAAACCCCCGUACAAGAAUGAUACGCCACUCAUGACCAAAUCACUCAGAUCAAUUCCAGUACCUCUUCUUCCUCCUUAGCUUGCAACACCCAAGAAGUUUGCAACAAGAUUCCUUCCACAGCAUCAGGAGGACUAGCAGGGCGACGACGAUGGCAACUCCUGAUCUCUCCCUCCACAUCAGGCCUCCGUCGCCAGCGGCAACAGCCGGCGAGAUGCAGGCCGUGGAGCCGAGGCUGCUGCUGGGGCUAGAGCUCGACACGGCUGCAGCGCCGCCGCCGGCGGUGAUGAAGGCCGACGACGCGGCUGCGCAGCGGCACGGCGGCCUCCAGCAGGUGCAGCGGCGGCGGCGGCCGCUGCACCAGCCGAGCCAGACGGCCCACGGGUUCAAGAAGAGCUCGGGCGGCACCGGCGGCGGCGGCGGCGGAGGGAGGAGGAGCGCCAGGGCUCCGCGGAUGCGGUGGACCACCGCGCUGCACGCGCACUUCGUGCACGCCGUCGAGCUCCUUGGCGGCCAUGAGAGAGCAACACCAAAGUCAGUAUUGGAACUGAUGAACGUGAAGGAUCUUACACUAGCCCAUGUCAAGAGCCACCUGCAGAUGUACAGGACAGUGAAGGGCACAGACAGAUCAUGCUUUGCAGGCCAUGGGCAGGCCAGAGACAUGGCCUUUCUGAGAAGAGGUGCUGCUGGUGAAGUGGAUGGCUUUGAUGUUUUCAACAGCAACAGCUCGGUCAACACCACCACUACCUUCAACAACGAUACUGCUAGGAGGUCACGGUCUCCAUCAGGAGAGCUGGAGCAGCAGCGGCUGGAUCAUCAAGAAGCAGCAGCGGCCGCUUGUGCUUGGAUCCACGCCCACCAGCGGCUCCAGAGCUGCGAUGAACUGACGCUGCAGCCACCGCCAUGCCGCCUGCGGCCUGCAGCUGACCGCCUCUUGACGACGACGACCACGGAGCAGCAAUGCCAGCAGCAGGGAUCAAAGGGAGGAGAGCAAGAUCAUCUCGGAGAAGGUGCCGUCGUUGUUCAUCAUCUCGCGGACGAGACUCCGGAGAAAUUACCAUCCCCGGCGCCACCCCAUGACCACCACGCAGGAAGCGGCUUCUUCCAGCUGCCGUCGCCGACGAACAACACGAGCAGCAGCGGCGACACGGCCUCGAGCUCCGAGUGGCUCCAGCAGCGGCGCCACUACUGCAGCGGCGGGGGCGGCAUGAGCGUCAGGCUUCCGGCCGCCGGACUGUCGGCCCCGCCGCCGCCGCCGAGCCUGGAGAUGAGCCUGGGAAGGCAGGGGUGGCAGAUGGAGCAGCACGUCGGCGCCGAGUUCGAGUUCGAGUCGUCGUCGCCGGCGGCGGCGGCGCCCAACGAGCUAGCCAUGCUCAAGUGCUUGUGAAAUUGUUUAGUUAUUUCUUGCUAAUUAAUUAACUGCUUAAAGCUAGCCUAAUUUGCAGUCAAGACUGUUAGCCAUGCCGUUGAAAUCCAUGUCCGAUGAGCUAAUCUUAUCUUCGCCGUCUUUUGUUUGUUUGUUU
Molecule: messenger RNA, 1762 nt
Organism: Panicum virgatum (switchgrass)
Lineage: Eukaryota; Viridiplantae; Streptophyta; Magnoliopsida; Poales; Poaceae
Exons: 6
Coding region: 391-1626 (411 amino acids)
Biological process (GO): regulation of DNA-templated transcription; abaxial cell fate specification
Cellular component (GO): nucleus
Molecular function (GO): transcription cis-regulatory region binding
Source: RefSeq, a predicted model, not a curated record